Messenger RNA from Myxocyprinus asiaticus (Chinese sucker), 6277 nucleotides. Its product is annotated as caspase-6-like. Lineage: Eukaryota; Metazoa; Chordata; Actinopteri; Cypriniformes; Catostomidae. The record is from RefSeq and is a predicted model, not a curated record. Bases 131 to 1030 code for a protein of 299 amino acids. The transcript is spliced from 9 exons. Gene Ontology annotation, biological process: apoptotic process; proteolysis. Gene Ontology annotation, cellular component: cytoplasm.
CCGUGUCGCUCCGCCCAUAUGAGUUGUCCCACCCAGUUGCCAGCCAAGUCCUUCUCGCUUUCGUCUAAGAUAGUUACUGUUGUUAGGAUUUUCCCUCAGGUUUAGCUGAAUUCGCACACCAGAAACAGCAAUGGCAAGUCACAUCAAGAGCGAUGCAUCUGGACAUGUGGAGAAGGACAGCGCUGUAGCAGCACAGGCAGUCGGAGAGAACAUUACCGAGACUGAUGCCUUCAGUGAAAGUUUAUUUUCUCUGGAUCCUAAUGAGGAGUAUAAGAUGGACCACAAAAGGCGUGGAAUGGUACUGAUUUUCAAUCAUGAACGUUUCCACUGGCAGCUCAUGAUGAACAACCGCUCUGGCACGAAUGCAGACAGACACAACCUCAUCCGAAGAUUUCAGGAGUUGGGUUUUGAAGUGAAGGCUUGUGAUGAUUACAAGCGGGAUGAAGUUUUGAACACAAUCACAGAAGUUGCUGCUGCUAAUCACGCGGAUGCAGACUGUUUUGUCUGCAUCUUUUUAAGUCAUGGGGAAAAUGGCCAAGUCUAUGCCUAUGAUGGGAGCAUUGAUAUUCAAGACAUCACUGCUCUUUUCAAGGGGGAUAAGUGCCGUAGCCUUGUAGGAAAACCCAAGAUCUUCAUCUUGCAGGCUUGCCGUGGUGACAAACAUGAUGAACCUGUGGCACCAAUGGAUGUGGUGGACAGUCAUAUGAUCAAUGAUGUGGUAGUGGAUGCGGGGGUUCUCUACACUCUUCCAGCAGGGGCAGAUUUCCUUAUGUGCUACUCAGUGGCUGAAGGAUACUACUCUCACCGCGAGACCAUAAAUGGUUCGUGGUACAUCCAGGAUUUGUGUGAAAUCCUAAAACGUUAUGGUUCCACACUGGAAUUUACUGAGCUCCUGACACUUGUUAACAGAAAAGUUUCCUACCGCAGCGUAGGCAACUGCAAUGAUCUCAAAGCUAUAGGCAAAAAACAGGUGCCUUGCUUUGCAUCCAUGCUCACUAAAAAGCUGUUUUUCAGGGCUAAGAAAGAAUAGCAGUGUUAGGGCCUUUUGCAAUAAGGGAUUCAGGGAUUCUUUUAUUUUAUCUGAUUUAUUUAGAUUCCUAAUGAUCAUAUAUCCAUUCUUUUAAAAAUAAAACAUGGAAAACAUGCUCUUUUGCUUGUUUUAGCCUGGAGGUUUGACAUGGGUAAGGGUUAAAAAGUGCAAGUACAUUUGUAAUUUUAUAGGUUAAUUUCUGACCCAUUUAUGAUUUCCCAGAAUUAAAUUCAUAAUCAGCAGAUUGAUGUACUGCAGCAGAUUUUAUAUUCACAAAUUAAACAAAAUAACAACAGGCCAAGUCCCCAGUUAUUUAAAUCCAUCAAUCCAUCUAUUUUCUAUACCCGCUUAUCCUAUGUAGGAUCGCAGGGCUGCUGGGGGCUUAUUACAGAAAACUUCCUAUCUUAAGUCUUAAGUUAAGAUCUGAGUUAAGAUUUUUCUCAAAUUAAUAUUACAGAAGCAAAUCCUAAGUGUAGCUAAGAUAGGAUAAUGCAUUUAGGGAAUGUUAUUCUGUAAUAGCUUUCGUCCUAAAUGAGAUCCUAUCUGAAAUUGCCAUGGUUACCAAACAGAUAAGAUAGGAUCCUAAAGUUAGGAUCUUUCUGUAAUAUGCCCCCUGGAGCCUAUCUUAACUACCUCAGGGCAAAGGCAGUGAAACCAAAGGGAACCAAUGAAAGAAUUAAAAAGAAAGCCCAUAAAAUAUUGAAACUUUGACACACAUUAAUGCCAGAUGUCAAGCAACUACAUUUAAACAUUAUCACAAAGCAUUAUCAGUGAUAUUAUCACUUCCAUCUGUGGAUGAGACAUGUUUUAGUAAAGAAUUUGAAGAUCCAGGACUUUUGAGAACUUUUUAUUCUGAAAGGGAAUGACCGAAACAAGAAAAUCCAUUUAGACAGCUAAUUCACUUGAAUAUCAUCUUAGAAAGUGUAUCUACCUACCUACUUACGCCUACUUGAUUUUCAUACAAACGACUUGCUCGUUUCCAUUGAAUAGUUAGAAUUAUGUUUUUGCUUGCGCUGUGAAGCUACAUCUUUACACACUCUAAGGUCUAACUAUUCUUUAGCCAGAGGCCACAAAGAACACUUUUCUGGUGUAUCAAAUAUUUUUGGUGAUUGGAACAGGGCAUGUCUUGUGACCUGUCAUUUAUUUGUGUAGUGUUAUGUUGCAUCUGGUAAUUAUUAGUAUGUUUUGUAAGGCAAGAUUUAAUUAUUUGUGACCAUUAAUAAAUGUCCAUUUAAUAUGUUCUUUGCUCAGUUAUAUUACCUCAGAAUGAAGUUUAUAGAAUGACACUCUUUUAAUGUAUGAACAAAACUCAUAAUAUGCAUAUCAUGGCCUCUUUGUUAUGGUUGAGGAUGUAUGAGUUUCACUGACUGUUUUAUGCUCUGGUGCAAUAUGGAUAAUUGGGAAAUUGUGUUUUGUAACAUAAUAAAAGAUAUAACUACUUAUGAGAAUUUUGGUGGAUGAGUAAUUGUCAGUGUGAAUAGCCAACCAGUUUCCGUAAACCAACAUCACACUAGAUUAUUUUUUCAGCCGAUUUCCAAUCUAAGAACUCAAUGACAUAUUCGCUAGAGAAUAGUGACACUUGAAAUAGUGAAAGCCUGUAUGUGUAUGUGACACCCCCGACCAAAAUCAAGUUUCAAAUCGGGUAGCGCGAUGAUGCCUCUAAUAUACAGUAUAAUUUGUAUCAAGGAUGCUUGUGAUUAAUAAGUCUGUAAUGAUGCCAUUGAUUAGAAUCGAUGUGGUAAAAUGUAUAUACAAUUUGUUUGCUCAGAAAUUGCAAACCUUUUUUGUUGUUUUUUGUUUUAAUAACUUUGGUACUGUUUUCACAUGUAAAUGGGAUGAUUUAUUGAUUUAGCAUAUUUAUUUUAACUUUUGCAAAACUUAGUACUAGUCUCCAUAUCGAUCAUCAAAAGUGCAGUCUAUUCUAUUUUUAAUGAUAUAGUACAUUGGGAUGUCAUACUGUACCUUUUUUUUUUAUCACACCUUUUGAUAACAUAAUGGAUCGAUAUUACAGGCAUUAUGGAUUUUUUUUUUUUUUUUUUUUGUGUGAAUUUGAUUAUGUAGGUGUUUUUUUAUUUAUUUAUUUUUUAUAUGAGACGACUGUAGCCUACGUAUUGCAUUACAGUUACAAAUUUUAUUUUAGAAACUCUAAAGGCUUUUUGAUACAUGUAUCUUAUAUUGUUUGCUAUUGAAUUAAAGGUGCACUCCCUAAUUUUUUCCCCAUGAAAAAAGUUUUACUCCUAAAGAAAUUAUUUGUAAUUUUGAAACAUAUAUAUAUAUAUAUAUAUAUAUAUAUAUAUAUAUAUAUAUAUAUAUGUGUGUGUGUGUGUGUAUAUAUAUACAUAUAUAUAUAAUAUAAAAAAAUCAUGAGUGCACAGAGAUGAGGACUCUAGUCAGGGGUGCGUUUUUCCCAAAAGCAUCGUUAGCCAACUACGGUCGCAAGUUUCAUCGUUUCCAACGUAUUUCAACGAUUUGGCGUUUCCCGAAACCGUAGUUUCAACAAACAUUCGCAAACAUUGUCACAAAGUUGUGUAGCUCUCUACCUGUGGUUAGAAGCAUAGUUCCUUGUUAGUUUGUUGUGUGGACAUAAUUGAUUUGGCCACAGAUGAGGUGUGUUCUAUUCAGACUUAUCACUCCUAUGCCCCAUUCCUUUCAAAGACUUCACCAUCCACUCUGAGAGCUUUGAAAGGCUUGAAGUUGUGGUACUCAAAGUUAUUUUUUGGGAAAUUUGAAACGAUCUUCCAGUGUGACUGUCACAAUUGUUCUCCCUUCGAAGUGACCUCCUAAGGCAAUAUUUAUUCCAUUUGGAACGCAGAAUUGGCUUCGAUUUUGCGUAGAAAAGGUGAGCUAUUUUAUUAUUUACAAGCGAACAUCUUUGUUACAAAGACAAAUUUCACAUAUGACUUUAGGCCUAUAGGUAAAACAUAAUAUGCUUGUUAAUGGUUUUCACUGAUAUAAAAAAUUAUCUGUACUGUGCAUACAGUAGGCUAUAUGCAACAUAUCUGCAGUACUUUGAGUACAUUGUCAGAAAAGUGCUAUGUAAGUGUAAAAUUCAUUCAUUUAUAUAUUUCAAAAUAUUACACUUUCAUAUAUGUAAAACAUAAUUUCCCCAAAUCACAGUGUAAUUUUAUUUAGCCAAUAUGCCCAAAUAAAUGAACAAUAAUUGCAGAAAUAUACAUGUAUGGCCAUAUAUCUGAUUUCUGUAUUGGAUAACGUCUAAGUGGUUUUGUGUUUAUUGUGAGGUGUUCACAGAAAUAGAAUAUAAUAGAAUAUGGAAUAUUCUCAAUAGGAUAUGUUAUAGAAAACAAAAGUAUACUUCUUGUUUGCAGUAAUCUUUCAAUUAAUGUUUACAGGCGAAAAAACACAUAGUCCAAGUGUGACGAGUAGGAGGGCGGGGCUGGGCGUAAUCGGGCUAAUCAGCCAAGGAGAGGGAUAAAUGCAGCCGGAUACGGCAGUUCGGGAGAGAGAGAGCCACAUGCAGUUGCCCUCUGUGUAUUUGUGUCUUUUUGUUUCAUUAAAUAAUACUUUGACUGUUCAGCCGAUUCCCGCCUCCUCCUUGCCCAUUUAAACCCUGUUACACCAAGGAUGCAUUCUGCCUUGAUGUGAGUUCAGUGGAUCAUCAUCAUCAGUAGUAGCAGCAGCAUCUUCAUCAGCAGCACCAGCAUGACCCCCUCUUUCUCCUCAGGAAGUUGAACAAAUUUCCAUGACUGUAAUGUUGUGAUUGGAUUUGAGGCGUUUUGGGGAAAGUCAGUGUGGUGUUCAUAAGCUGUAACAGCAAAGGUGUUACUGCUUUCACAGCCUUGCUGAGCCACAGGCCAUUACCAACCACCUCCAUAAAACUUCCCACAGCAUAGUAAUGCAGUGCAGCUAAAAACUGGACUUAUGGUGUAGUUUCUUCUUGUGGCCCUCUGAAGGUGUUUUCACAACUUGCAGCAAUUCAAGGAUCUUGGUCCUUGGAACCCAGAAUGUUCUUAUGAUGUCCUCAUCAGAUAGAGAGUCAAGUAGGAAGAAAAUUGUCCUUAUGUAGGCAUUUAUAUACACUACCUGACUUCUGCAUCACCUUCUGUAUAGUGUAUUUAUUAGAGUUAUUAAUACACUGCUACUGAUGCACCUGAGGAAUGGAUAGAAACACCUGGGUGGCUAAUAAUCAUCUAAAUUAACUAGCUAAAUAUGAGUGUUUCAUCAAUGAUUUGUGACAGUAAUAGGGCACAGCUUAAUUUGAUUAAGCCCCCAUAGUUAUCAUGCUGUGGCUUGGGAAAAAUGAGAAGGCCUCUCUUUAGAAUUGUCUGAGGAUUUAAAUAAAGGAUGUGUUUUGUAUCAUGUUUGGCUUAUAUUAUCAUGGCUGUUAUUUGUGUAUUGAUACAAUCUUUACAUAGCCAGCUUUAGUUACUUGUUCAAGAUUAGACUGUUGUAGUGUAUGUGAUGAUGGGUCAUCGCCACUGCAAAACAAUAAACCAAUAAACCUUUUGUAUUUCAUUCCAUACAUAGGAUUCUUAAUCACACUUACAGUAUAUAGUUUAUUAAAGACAUUAUUCUGGUAGCUGAUAAUGAAGUAAUGACAUUGCAUGACAUAAUUCACACAAUAAUUGCUUACAUUUGAUCUGGCAUUCCAAUGCUAUUGUGAUGCACUAAGUCAGAAGUAUCACCUAUUAUGUGCUCAUUUCUACAUAUUAAACUACUGGAUGAAUUCCCAGUGUAUUAGAAAAGCACUAACUCAAAACACCUGUUAAAAAUGACUGUAUUUGUGGUCAUCAAAUGGGAUAUUAUAUUUAGUAUUUAAAUUCAGAUUGUGAAGGGUUUUAACUUCUGUCACUGAAAAGCAACUUGAAAAUCAUAUGUUUGUUGCCAUGCAACACCAUACAGCUUCACCAGAGCCCCAUUUGCCAGACCCAGUCUUUAUCUUUCACUCCAUAUAUAUUUAAUUUUAUAUCUUUCAUUGUGUCAAGAAUAAAAGUGGCGUUCUUAUUGGUUUUUGAAAAAGUGUGCAUAUGUGUGCUCAAGUGCCCCGGAGAUAAAAGGGAAACCCCACUAUUGCAGCUCAAUGCUGCGAGAGGUCACAAUGAAAACAAACACACCAGCAACAGAGGGGCAUGUGAAAAUAAAGCAAAACAACGGAGAACAGAAAAUAGAGAAGUAGUCCUCGGAUGCUAUGUUCGUUAUUUACAGCAGCAUCGUGUGGAAAUAACGUUGCUGUGGAGCUGCUUACUGACCUAACCGCUUGUAUACUGUAGUAAAGAGUACGCCACAAUG